ACACACACACACACACACACACAGUAAAUACUGCGCAUGUUGAUGAGAAAAUGUUCUAAAAAAAAAGGUCUACAUUUUUGUGACGUUCAUGGUUGGAGUUUCUGCGUCUUUGGCCUCACUCAGCCGACCGUCCUUCUCCGUUUCUAAUCUGGUGACAGAAUCGUUUUCCAGCAUCAUUUAAGCUCCUGUCCAACAGCAGAGGUUAGAAAGUUUCAGAGGAACCAAAACAUAAGUUCCAGACUCGUACCUUUGGGCUGAACGUCCCGACAUUCUUAUCCUGCUGAAAAUCAAACCCCUGACCUUUUGUUUUGAAGACAGUCCCCUCUUCCCAAUGAACACUUGUUUUCCCAGACAGUUUGGACUCGAACCCCAAUCAGUUUGACUAACAGUGGUUUGACGCUCUCGCCACUACAUCGUUAGAAGGGACAGAGUCACAGAGAGCCAUAGCCGACAGACACAUUUAGACACCUCUGUAAUCGAACCCCUGACCUUUUAUUGAAAUAUGAUAUUCUUUAUUUACUGAAGUGGAAGGGAAUUAGAAGUGGCACUGGUGACUGGUGGAUUAAUGAGCAACACUAGGAUUUGAACCCCAGACCUUUAAGGUGGAAGAUGUCCUCCCCCACACAUCCAUCAUUGCUUGUCUUUUAAAGGACAGAGACAUUUUGGACAGACCCAAGGCCAGGGUCUGUUGAGUGUCUUUCUGUAGGAAAAACCAUCACGGUCAGUGUCACUCCACGACAGCUUAUAGGACCAGGAUUUAACCACGGACCAGAACCACACAGAGCUCUGGACUGGUUUGUUAAGAACCUGUAAACGGCUCCCUGUUCCACUCCACCAAAGGUGCAUCUGCUCUGCUGCUGCCCCCAGUGGUCAGUUCAUGUCACUCAUAAAAACCACAAUGAAGGUUUCUCGUCUCUGCCCACCAAGAGUCGUCACACCUCGUAACCAUGGAUACCACUCAGAACAAGGGAUGAAUAAUCCAAGCUGGAGAACUGAGCACGACGGAAAUGACGUCUGACAGGAGUGACAACAAGAGCAAAGACAGUGGCUUCAUGGGGGAAUGAUGUGUUCAACUUCACAGUUAAAACACAGAGAGAGAGAGGGAGAGAAAAUCACUACUCUCUCUCUCUCUCUCUCUCUUUGUAUGUAUGUGUGUGUGUCUGUUAAUUAAUCUGCUCUAACCUUGUCAGGCACUAAUUGGCACCAUGACACACACACGCGCACACUCAGACAGCAGAGUCUGAUGUAGCAACACUGCCCCCUGCUGCUCGAUCUUAUUAUCCAACGGAAACUGGCUUGUCAGACAGUCUCCAGUACAAAAGUCCGUAGAGAAAAGCUGUAAUAUUAGCUCACAGUGACACAGAGGGGAAUCCCAUUGGUUGUUACCUAAAGAAAUACAAAACUCCUACCUUAGCCAUUAAAACCUUUUUAAUUUUUUUUAAUUUUUUUUUUGAGUCUCAAACAGAAUAAUACAAGAUGGUGAUGGUUGCAGCAGGGAAUCAACAACUGUUGAAUCCACGUGAACUCAAAGUUAAAAAUAUUCUCCUUGGACUUUGGUUUUGUAGAAAAUCCUUCACAGACGUCAGUUUCAUACUGUGUGCAAAAUGAUGAUAAACGGCGGAGCUGUAGUUGCGGUCUGUGACCAAAAGAUGGCAGUAAAAAUAAAAAUGUGUUGAAUGGACUCAGUUGUUGUGGAGUGAGAGUUCAGACCGGGGGCAGAGGGAGAGGGGAGACACAGAUGGAGUCAUGGGACUGUGUUUGUUCGUCCUGAGAUAUGUGAGUCAUGAGACAUGAGGAGAGGAUCAGGAGGACGAGCAGCAGAAGAGGACAGAGGGACAAAGAUGGUGGACAUGUCCAGGUGGGUGAGGAGGUGCUGCUGCUGCUGCUGCUGCUGCUGUGAGAGGGAGGAGGAGAGGGAGACAGAAGGCAGGAGUGAAGAUGACGAGGAGGAGGAAGAGGUGAAGCUGCAGGACCUGAUCUUUAGGAAGAGUAACAGUUCGUCUUCGUUGACUUCUCCUAAGUUGGACCUGAGCUUAUCCAGGUCUGCGCCUCAGACACAGUGGUUCCACACUCUCCAGGUGAGACACGUGCGUGUCCGCAGAGAACGAAGCAACAGUGACCCCCUGGGCGGGUGGGGCAAUGGGGAAGAAGAGGAGAAUCAUCACAGAUGGAAAUCAGGCCUGAGGUUCGGAGCAGCUCAUUCCUACCUGAGUCUGGAGAAGCUGGGAGAAGGAGCCUAUGCUAGUGUCUACAAAGGCAUCAGCAGGAUAAACGGCCAGCUGGUGGCGCUGAAGGUGAUUCGUAUGAAGACAGAGGAAGGAGUUCCCUUCACUGCCAUCAGAGAAGCAUCUCUGCUCAAAGGUCUGAAACAUGCAAACGUGGUCCUUCUUCAUGACAUCAUUCACAACUCAGAGACCCUGACGCUGGUCUUUGAAUAUGUGCAGACAGAUCUGUCUCAGUACAUGCACCAACAUCCUGGAGGUCUUCACUCACACAACGUCAGAAUCUUCAUGUUCCAGUUGCUGCGUGGCCUCACUUUUAUCCACAGUCGCAAGAUCCUACACCGAGACCUCAAACCCCAGAACCUGCUCAUCAGUUACCUAGGAGAACUCAAACUGGCCGACUUUGGCCUGGCUCGGUCUAAGUCCAUCCCCAGUCAGACAUUCUCUGCCGACGUAGUGACUCUUUGGUACCGACCCCCUGACGUUCUGCUGGGAUCCACAGAAUACUCCACUGCGCUGGACAUGUGGGGGGCAGGCUGUAUCUUUAUUGAGAUGCUGCAGGGGGCGCCAGCGUUCCCUGGUGUCACUGAUGUCUUUGACCAACUGCAGAAGAUAUGGAUGGUCCUGGGUGUCCCCUCUGAGAGCUCAUGGCCCGGGGUGACUUCACUUGCAAACUACAGGCCAGAAAAGUUCUAUCACUCUGAGCCAAAACAGUUCAGAACUGUUUGGAAAAGAUUGAAUCAGCUCCCAAUCAAGACCGAGGGCCUGGUCCAGAGACUGCUGAUGUUGGUUCCCUCAGAGCGGAUCUCGGCCCAGGAAGCUCUGCAGCACCCGUACUUUAACACACUCCCAACUCCCAUCAUGCACCUGAAUGACAUGGUCUCCAUCUUCAAAGUUCCCGGUGUUUAUCUGGAGACAGAGAUCAGAGAUGUUCUCAACUCGGGACAUAAGGUCAAACCGUCUCUGUUGACUGCUGCCACCUGCUGGUGACCACCACCAGCAACGCCUCCUAGG
Cynoglossus semilaevis (tongue sole) is the source of this 3236-nucleotide messenger RNA. It is a transcript of the gene cdk15, whose product is annotated as cyclin-dependent kinase 15. Lineage: Eukaryota; Metazoa; Chordata; Actinopteri; Pleuronectiformes; Cynoglossidae. Bases 1791 to 3212 code for a protein of 473 amino acids. Gene Ontology annotation, biological process: protein phosphorylation. The transcript is spliced from 12 exons. Gene Ontology annotation, molecular function: cyclin-dependent protein serine/threonine kinase activity; cyclin binding; ATP binding. The record is from RefSeq and is a predicted model, not a curated record. Gene Ontology annotation, cellular component: nucleus; cytoplasm; cytosol.